This is a messenger RNA of Fusarium redolens, 2418 nucleotides long. RefSeq lists its product as uncharacterized. The transcript has 4 exons. Bases 1 to 2418 code for a protein of 805 amino acids. NCBI's taxonomy places the organism in Eukaryota, Fungi, Ascomycota, Sordariomycetes, Hypocreales, Nectriaceae. The record is from RefSeq and is a predicted model, not a curated record. Gene Ontology annotation, molecular function: FAD binding.
AUGAAGAAAACAUCCGAACGGACAGUCAUAAUUGCGGGAGGAGGUAUAUCCGGCCUUUCCCUCGCCAAUAUGCUGGAAAAAGCUGGCAUACGCUACAUCUUGCUGGAAUCGUACGACAAAAUCGCUCCCCAGGUUGGUGCAAGCAUCGGUCUUCACUCAAACGGACUUCGAAUCCUUGAUCAGCUGGAUUGCGCCGAGGAUCUUAUGUCAUUAGUCGAUAUUCCACUCAACAAUAGUUACAUACGAUAUCCCGAUGGUUUAGUGAUCAGACACCAUAGCGGUGUCCAGGAUCAAUUGAUUGAGAGACAUGGCUAUCCUACCAUCUUCAUCGACAGGCAGAUGCUGUUACAGGCUUUGUAUGAUAAGCUCGAAUCAAAAGCCUCAGUACAUCCUGCUCAAAAAGUGGUUUCAGUUCUGGAGAUAAACGACGGGAUCCAAGUUACAACAGAUAAAGGCAAAGUUUUUGAAGGAGACAUUCUGGUUGGGGCCGAUGGUAUCUAUAGCACCGUUCGGGAGGAAAUGUGGCGCAUUGCAUCACCUGGAUACUUUCCUGCUGACGAGUGGUCAAGCGUACCAUGCUAUUACAAGUGCAUAUUUGGCAUUUCACGCCCCAUCGAGGAACUUGAGGAAGGUGGCCACUAUGUCUACAACGAUGGCUUUUCCUAUCUCGUUCUGGUCGGCCCUGGAGGGAGGUUAUACUGGUUUCUUUUCGUCAAAUUGCCCGUUCCUCUAUAUGGUCAAGAUAUCCCGAGGUACACGAAGCUUGAUGAGGAGAAGCUGGCUCUACAACAUGCAUCCGAUCACGUCACUCCGGAGGUUACCUUUGGUCGGCUAUAUGAAGCUAGAACUAGCUCCACGCUGACUCCACUCCAUGAAUACGUAUUCGAAAGGUGGCAUUACAAACGCAUCAUCACUAUUGGCGAUGCAGCUCACAAGUUUGAACCUUUGACUGGUAAUGGAGGUAAUUCUGCCUUUGAGACUGCCGCAUCACUUGUGAACCACUUAACUUCAGACGUGUGUUCAGACUGGAGCACUUCGGAGAUCGAAACCGCCUUCGCCGCUGUACAAGAGGAGCGUUUCCAGAGAGUGCAGUGGCUCGUCAACGAUGCCCACAAGACCCAGCAAAUGCAAGCUAUGGCAACACCUUUCCUAGCAACUAUUGGUCCUAUCUUGGCUCGUCUUUUAAGCACACAAACGGUACUCCAAAUAGGUGGUUGUAAAGCCGUCGGUGCAACACGAAUCAACAGCAUUCCUGUACCUCAGCGAGAACGCACUAUCCCUUUCAACGAUGAGCUACCUUCCCGUCCUCUUUCUUGGAGCUGGCUUCCCGUAGGUCUAGGGGUACUGAGUCAGGCAGCGUUAUUCAGGCUCGCGACUCGGAUCCUUGGUCCCCUGGAGAUUCCAACCACUUUUGGCGGCGAGCCUCUGGUGAGGUAUUAUACGGGGUUCAGAAUCCCGGAUAAGAUCUUGGGACACCUGGUUGCUGUUUUUGGAGUCCCCCUUGCGUCGAAUAACAUGGCGGCGAACCUGCAGUGGAUUUCUUUUACGCCAUUGUUGUUGUCGACCACCCUUGACUGGACCUUGGAGAGCUACCGUGUCGGUUCUAAAGGACUCCUUACUUCGUUUUCAUCGAUCUUCAGCACCAUUUACCAAGUGAAGGCGGUUGGACGCAUUGCGCCUUUGUAUCAUUUGAUUUCUGCAUGCGAGCAUAUUCUAGGAGGCUCUAUCAGUCCAAUUACCGACCGUUCCAUUGACAAGGAAGUCGUCGAAUCGUUUGUGCCCGGUAUCACCCUGGGAUAUGUCAUACCUACUGCCCUGAUGCUGUGGCCUUUCAAGAACAAGGCCACUUGGCAGAGGUUUACUGCCUUUUGGCAGCCAUUCCCCGUCUACGUCGGCCUUACUACUAUGUGUCUUUCGGCUGUUCUACGCAAACAGCGGGCCAGCAACACGCCUCAGCCCAGAACCUCGAAAAAGAGUAGAGGGUCCAGGAAGCGAAAGGCGGAAACCCACUCACUAUUGAGAUCUGUUUACGUGGUGGGAACCGCAGCUACAGCACUUGUCCAUCUCUAUACCCUCUAUCGCACAGCUUCAAGUUCGAAUCUCAGCUUUUCCGGUGUUUUCGGCAGCAUUAGAUAUUUAGUGUCUGGUGCGUAUCCGUCUGAUCCGGCAGACAAGAUCCAUGUAUUUUUACAGCGAGACAUGUUCUUGAAUGCCGCUUCCGUUCUUGCAAAUAGCAUCUACCGAACUCUAGAUCUGCGACGCUUAGGGUACAUCACUAGCAAUGAAGCUUUGGGGGCUUCAUUAGCUGUGUUGGUUGCACAACCGGUGCUUGGACCAGCUGCAGCUCAUAUUGGGUUUCUCGGGUGGAGAGAGGAGGUGUUUAUGAGGAUCGAUAGACGGAUUGGUGCCUGUAACUAA